AGUGGGUUUAGAUGACCCAACUCCCAAUGGUAAAGUGCCUAAGAUAGCACAAGGGUUACAGAAGUGGACUUGGGAAAGUGGUUAAAUAAGUUCUGUAUAGCGUACAAGUUCACUACAGUUUAACACAAGUUAAAAUAGUGUAAAUAUAUAAUGAUGUAAAUGUUUCAGAUUUUAGUCAUGUGAAUUGGAUAUAGCUAAAUCUUCUCGCCAUGGCAGUUUUAGAGCAGGAACUAACCAAUGAUCAAAUAUCCUUCUCUGCAGUGGUAGGUAACACAACACAGAUUAUUAUUCUGUGCUACAGCUUUGUGCGGUCUCUUCCGGCAGCAUGAAUGAUUGAAAAGGGACCUGUAAUUCAUACAGAGGGCUUGGUUCUCAGGAUGACGGUAAGCAACCUGAUGCUGUGCUGAGAACAACUCAGCUCCUCUACUUCAUAGCUCAGAUUUCUGUCCUUCCCAAGAAAGUACUGUUUCCUCAACUAAAAAAACAUACAUUCGUAAUAUUUGAAAAUAAAUUAAUAGCCAUCAUACUUUGAUGCAAACCUGUGAACUGUUUUAUGUUCUUUUCAUUACUUUUAGUUUCUCACGUUUGCUAGGAAAAUAUGUCUAAUAAAAUAUGAUUUAAUAAAAGAACAAAUAUAAGAUUAUUUAUUAUUAAAGUUGCACAGGACUUUGUUUUAAAAAAAAGUAGUAAAAAGGUAAACUAAAACCCUACACUUACAAUUCAGAUUCAACGCUUUGAAGUUUAAAUCUUUAAUGAAAAACCAUCAAACAGAAACAGAGGUGUUGUCGUAACCCAAGGCAACUGCUUCUGUGUCAGCUGAAAUCUUGGACAGCUUCUGCUGUCCAGGACUGUGCAACAUCAUUGGCUGGUUGAAUGAAUGACUUGCAGACUUGUUGAUGUAUUAUGCAUCCCAUUCCUCUUCAGGGUGUUCUUAAGCCCAUUCUCAGGUAAACACAGCAGAGGCAGCCUGACAGGUAACCAGUUACAGGGAAGCGUGAACCGAAAGAACGUUUUUCCUCUGGAAAUUAGAGCCUGACUCUGACUCAGAAAUGGAGCUGAUUGGAUCCACUCUGACAGCCAACUACGCUCGGCCGAAGACCAGCCACUUCCUCCCUGCAAUCUCCACCAUGGCAUCCAGCUACAGAAACCCCCAGCAAGUCAUGGCAUUCAAUCCCAGUGCCAAUAUAUGGAGAACCAACAGUUUUUACAAAAGCAACAGCAUUAUGCCAUCAACCCCAUCCAUACAGCAUGACGGUCUGGAUCUGGUUCGGGCCAGAACAUCAUUCUUCCCUUCAAACAGGACUGCAAUGACUAAUCGAUACACCCCUGAUGACUGGUACAAGUCCAACCAGAGCCAUUACUGGGAGUCAGAGUCCUCCCGGAAAAGUGCGGAGAGACUAAGGAAAGACACCAUGAGGCUGAUUCAGGACAAAGAUCAGCUCACCAGACGAACACAAGAGAACACCAGCAAGAACAUCUCAGAGCGGCUAAAUGACAUUAGGUUCUGGAAGUCUGAGCUGAGUCAUGAGAUUGACAACAUGGUGACAGAGAUAGCUGCUCUCACUGAGGUGAAGAGGAGGCUGGAAAGAGCCUUGGCAGAAACUCAGGGGCCCCUCCAGGUAGCUCAAGAGUGUUUGUACCACAGAGAGAAGCGGAUGUCUAUAGAUCUGGUACAUGAUGGUGUGGAAAAAGACCUUAUAAAGGAGAUAGAGGUUAUAAAGUCGUGUCAGGAGAGGAUGAGGCUCCAUCUGGACAGAGCCACAUCUCAGCUAGCUUCGAAUCGAGCAGCCCAGCAUGAGUUGGAAAAAGACCUGAGCGACAAACUGACAGCUCAAAGAAUAGACGACCGAUGCCACCAUCUGAGGAACACGUCAGAUGGUAUCGGCUAUUACAGGGGGAUUGACAGACAAGAUCAUGCAGUGUCUCUGCCAGACUCGUGGUCCAGGUUCACCGAUGACAACAUACUGCGCUCCCAGAGUGAGCGGGCCACCUCCCACAAGCUCCGUGACGAGAUCGAGAUCUUGCUAAACACCACGUCCAAUGAAAUGUGGAACCAGUUCAACAACGUCAACGUUGCCUUCACGAACCGCAUUUCAGAAACCACCGACGCUAAGAGCAGCUUGCAGGCACACCUGGCAAAGACUAUGCAGGAGAUCUUCCAGACGGAGAUGCUGAUUGAAUCUCUAAAGAAAGCCAUCAGAGACAAAGAGAACCCACUGAAAGUGGCUCAAACCAGGCUGGAGGAGCGAACUCGCAGGCCUAACAUAGAGCUCUGCAGAGACAACCCAUACCACAGACUUGUGACGGAGGUGAGGGAGAUUGAGGAUACUAUCCAAAAGCUCCAUGAGAGGCUGAUGGAGGCGGAGAACACUCUGCAGGCUCUGGUGAAGACCAAAGUCAAGCUGGAAAAUGACCUGUCCAUAAAAGCUAACUCUCUGUUCUUGGACCAGGAGAAGUGCAUGAGCAUGCGGAAGACCUUCCCCAGCAUGCCCCGCCUUGUGGGCUACACCUGAGCCAGGCUUUUAUUUUGAAAAAAGAAAUGAAGCUCAUCAGGAGUUAGGAUAGUUAGGAUUAAAAUGAAUGCAAGUUUUUAUUUUUAUGUAUUUUGCAGCAUGUUUCUCUGAGUUUAAAAGAUUCAAAAGGAAGCAAGAGUUACAUUAGAUUUCUUGUAUAUUCAUAAAAAAAUCACAUCACCUAGCAUAUUUCAUAUUAUAAAUAUUUAGCAUAUUUCUGAGUAUUUCUUUAUUCAAAUCAUUGUGAAUCAGGAGGAGACAAAAAACUGCCUUUGAAAAACAUUGUAACUGCGUGGCUACAACCGGUGAUCCACAAGCUCCCGGCUUUGCUUCAUUCUAAUGCAUCCACUUGCAGACAGAUAGAUACAUAUCUGCCUUUGUUUUCCUCGUCUGUGCUGGUAUCU
Messenger RNA from Oryzias latipes (Japanese medaka), 2917 nucleotides. RefSeq names its product tektin 3 (gene tekt3). Lineage: Eukaryota; Metazoa; Chordata; Actinopteri; Beloniformes; Adrianichthyidae. Gene Ontology annotation, cellular component: microtubule cytoskeleton; nucleus; sperm flagellum. The record is from RefSeq and is a predicted model, not a curated record. Gene Ontology annotation, biological process: cilium assembly; cilium movement involved in cell motility.